Mycena indigotica is the source of this 495-nucleotide messenger RNA. RefSeq lists its product as uncharacterized. The coding region runs from base 1 to 495 and encodes 164 amino acids. The record is from RefSeq and is a predicted model, not a curated record. The transcript is spliced from 5 exons. Lineage: Eukaryota; Fungi; Basidiomycota; Agaricomycetes; Agaricales; Mycenaceae.
AUGCCAGGGCAAGGCCGCUGCCAAGAAGGUCAAGCCGUCGCCGUCGCCGCCGCCGCUGCUGGCGCAGCCACUGGUGUUGAGGCCGGCACAAUCGCGCCGUCAACCGCGGACCCCAACCGCGCCGUUCUCGACCCCAUCGCGCGCCGGGCCGAAUUCCAGCCAGAAAGCUGCAAAGUUCGGUCAGCAAACCGAGUCUUUUGGGUCGUUUUAGAUGGUCGAACAACCAGCCCAUUAAACGCGGCCCCAAAUGCGCCACGCUCGACGCCUAUCGUACCCGCGCCAGGGUGCCAAGGCCGCUGCCAGGAAGGGCAAAGCGCCGCCGUCGUCGCCCGCAGUAACAAGGGUGCCACUGACGGCGCCGCAAAGGCGCCGUCGCUGCUGGUGCAGCUACUGGCGUUGAGGCCGCUGGGGCUAACGCUGGCGCUGAGGGCCCGGGACGGCAUCGCCGCUGCUGCCAUAGGGUAUCAAGAAGGGCAGAAAACGCGAGAAGAGUAA